GAAGACCUCUGGCUCCCCCUGGUGGUAGUUGCCUGUAUUUGCAGCGCUCCCUAAUACGUCAUCAAAAGCGGACACGACUUCUGAACAAAGCUACCGCAAAAAUGCUUUUCUACUCGUUUUUCAAGUCUCUGGUUGGGAAGGACGUAGUGGUGGAGCUCAAGAACGAUCUGAGCAUCUGCGGAACGCUUCAUUCUGUUGACCAGUACCUGAACAUAAAGUUGACAGACAUCAGUGUGACGGAUCCAGAGAAAUAUCCACACAUGCUGUCUGUGAAAAACUGCUUCAUCCGUGGAUCGGUGGUCCGAUACGUUCAGCUGCCGGCUGACGAGGUGGACACUCAGCUUCUGCAAGAUGCGGCGCGAAAGGAAGCCAUGCAGCAGAAGCAGUGAUGGGGCAGUGGGGUUGGGGUGGGGGGUUGGAUACUUUGGGUUUUGAUCAUUUACGUUUGACGAACUCUGAUCAGCUUUUGUUUGUUGGCAGAACUGCUGAAUUUCUUCUGUUUGUCACAGAAUUUUAGAUGCAUUCCCAUUGUUGAUGCUCGAUAAUUUGCAGACUGAAGGUCCGUAGCUCAGAGGAAGUUUGUUUGAUCCUUCUCGUGGAAAAUAAAUCCAAAUUCAGUUUAGAGCUCAGAGAGGAGAGACAGGGAUCUGUUGUGGUGUUUGUGUUCAUUUUUCUGUUUGAGAUGAAAAAAAACUUGUUUUUUAUGCCAUUUAGAAAUAAAGGUAUUUAUAUUUUG
Messenger RNA from Nothobranchius furzeri (turquoise killifish), 736 nucleotides. RefSeq names its product smx5 (gene lsm2). The record is from RefSeq and is a predicted model, not a curated record. Gene Ontology annotation, cellular component: Lsm1-7-Pat1 complex; catalytic step 2 spliceosome; U4/U6 x U5 tri-snRNP complex. Gene Ontology annotation, molecular function: RNA binding. Gene Ontology annotation, biological process: mRNA splicing, via spliceosome. NCBI's taxonomy places the organism in Eukaryota, Metazoa, Chordata, Actinopteri, Cyprinodontiformes, Nothobranchiidae.